Elaeis guineensis (African oil palm) is the source of this 2664-nucleotide messenger RNA. NCBI's taxonomy places the organism in Eukaryota, Viridiplantae, Streptophyta, Magnoliopsida, Arecales, Arecaceae. The record is from RefSeq and is a predicted model, not a curated record.
UGGCUGGCAAAACCCGGACGCGCCGCGCUCCAACGCUGAUCUGCGACGCCGCCCUCUCGUGGUCUCUUUCCCGUUCCCUGAAACGCCUUCCAAAAGAUUUUUCCACCAUUAUUGCUCUUGAAGGUCAUAGCAUGGAAAGCACCAAUGAUGGGAGCUCUCAAAAGCUGGCAAAUGUUGAUGACAUUGAGUUGGCUGCUGAAACUGGCUUGGCUGAUGAUGAUGACGACGACGACGACGAUGAUGAUGAUGAUGAGGAGGAGGAGGAGGGGGAAGAGGCUUCUAUAAUAAGGGAUUCAGCUGCCAUCGAACUAGGUGACCCUAACACUAGCACUGACUUGGAAGUGAAUUCUCUGGCAGGGAACCUUGAGGAGGUUGGAGGCACAAGGUCAGAGCCUUCCAUUGGUAUGAUGUUCCAGUCAGCAGUGGCAGCAUAUCGGCUUUACAAUGAGUAUGCUAAGGACAUGGGUUUUGGGGUGAGGAAGAAAUUGUGCCGCCGUUCUAAGACAAAUAAUGAGAUGAUUGCAGCAUGGUAUGUCUGCACUAGAGAAGGCAAAAUUGCAGCGAGUGAGAAAGCGGAGUGCUCACAGAGUGCAAGGAGGACCGGUUGUUGUGCAGCGUUGAAAGUGAAGAGAAUGGCUAAUAAGGAAUGGAAGGUAGUUCAUUUUGCCAAGGAACAUAACCAUGAGCUUGAUCCAGAGAAUGUGUGUUUGUUUCGAUCUCAUAUGAAGAAUCGUAUGCACAACAAGAAUAGGAUCAACAAGGCAGGUGUCGGACACAAAUACACGACAUCUGCCUCUAGCAAACAAUCUGGUGGUCAAGAUGGAGAAUGCCAAAACCUUGUGGAUAGAGGGCAGCGAAGGUUCUUUGCACCAGCAGAUGCACAUGCUAUUCACAUGCUGUUCAUUCACAUGCAUUCAAAAAACCCUGCUUUUUUCUAUGCAGUGGAUUUCGAUGAGGAGCAACACUUGAAAAAUGUAUUGUGGGCUGAUGCCAAGGCUAAGGUGGCAUACACUCAUUUUGGUGAUGUAGUAACCUUUGAUACCACUUAUCUGACUGAUGGGUAUAAGUUGCCAUUUGCUCCUUUUGUAGGAGUUAACCAUCACGGGCAGACUGUUUUGCUUGGAUGUGCACUGCUUGCAGAUCAGAGUACAGCAUCAUUUGUGUGGUUGUUUAAAACGUGGCUUGAUGCGAUGUCAGGCAGGCCUCCAAAGGCAAUAAUUACUGACUAUAACAAAGAUAUAGCUGCAGCAAUGUCACAGCUAUUCCCUGAGACUCAUCACCGUUAUUGCCUGUGGCAUAUCCUUAAAAGGGUCCCUGAGAAACUAGGUGAUGUUUGUGAAGCCCGUGAAAACUUUUUGAAAAAACUCAAUAAAUGCAUUUAUGACUCUACAACAGCUGUUGAGUUUGAGAGGAGGUGGUGGAACUUAAUUCAUCGUUUUGGUCUUGCAAAUGAGGAGUGGCUGCAAAGUUUAUACAAGGAUCGGCAACAAUGGGUCCCCUUGUAUCUAAAGGACACCUUUUUUGCAGGGAUGUCAAUCUCACAACGAAAUGAAAGUGUAAGCACCAUAUUUCAUAAGUUCAUCACCCGUGAAACUGGUUUGAAGGAGUUUUUAGAUAAGUAUGAGGUAGCUUUAGAAAGUAAAUUUGAAGAUGAAGCCCAAGAAGAUUUCUGGUCAUUUCACUCCAAGACCAAGGAGAUAACACAUCCAUCACCAUUUGAGUUGCAAUUGGCAGAUGUCUACACAAGAAACAUGUUUGAAAAAUUUCAAAUGGAGGUUCUAGGAAUCUCUUCAGUUUUUGCAUCAAAAGUUGAAGAAAAUGGAGACAUAGCAACAUAUAUGGUAAAGGCCUAUGAAGUGCAAGAAAAGAUGAAAGCCAGAAGGCUGUUAGAGAAGGAGUACCAAGUUGUGUGGAAUGCCAUAGAGAGAAAAAUACGUUGUGCAUGCCGCUUGUUCGAAUUUAAAGGUUAUCUUUGUCGACAUGCAUUAGCUGUUUUCCUUGCAUUAGGUGUUCUGGAAGUUCCAUCUUCCUAUAUACUGAAACGGUGGACAAAGGAUGCAAAGAGCAGACAUGUUUUGGAUGAAGGCUACACUGUGCAUGGUGACUGCUCAGAAUCUGUUGCACAACGUUUUAAUGAUAUAUGUGUACGGUCUUUUAAAUUUGCAGAGGAAGCAUCAUUAACAAAGAGGAGUUAUGAUGUUGCAUUACUUGCCCUUCAAGAAGCUUUUAGAAGAGUCACACACGCAAACAACAGUGUCAGAAAAAGUCGUCAACGCAAUUAUCCACAUAAUGGAGGUCGGUCAAACAAAUGACACUGGAAUGAUGUUAGUUAUCUGUAACCCUCUUUUCUCCAACGUCACUGAUGAGCCAAGCACAAAGUUUCAGCCUAGAGCUGAGAAUGGAACAAGGAAACAGAACAAUGAUGUGUGCAGAAGCUAUGAGCAACUUGGUCACAAUCUUGCUAUGUUCAGAGGGGUUGGCCAUAAUUGUAUUUAUUGCUGUGUUCCAAUCCUUCUUAUGUUGCAUCAUGUGUGGAUUUACAUGUUCAUAUACUGUGUAAAGUCUGUGCCUUAAAUUAGAGAUCAUAUGCAUGAUGUAGAUUCAUGUGCCUUUUGAUAGCUAACUCUUACCAAUAAGCAUUUCAUGCCACAGGCAUUUCAGUAA